Eublepharis macularius is the source of this 1786-nucleotide messenger RNA. RefSeq names its product tRNA methyltransferase 2 homolog B (gene TRMT2B). Gene Ontology annotation, biological process: RNA processing. The transcript has 13 exons. Bases 150 to 1616 code for a protein of 488 amino acids. Lineage: Eukaryota; Metazoa; Chordata; Lepidosauria; Squamata; Eublepharidae. Gene Ontology annotation, molecular function: tRNA (uracil(54)-C5)-methyltransferase activity, S-adenosyl methionine-dependent. The record is from RefSeq and is a predicted model, not a curated record.
AAGCACUGGAUUUAGGAAUCGCCGAAGUUGGGGUUGGGUUGCAAACAACAGAAGUAACUAGUGGAAGAUAUCCUGAAUUCAAGGUGGCGUAACUGUGGGAGCUAAAAGUACUUUUGCUGCCUGAUUGAUUCCAGCCCUGGUCUCCAAGGAUGGCUGCUUUCUAUGGACAGAAGUUACUGUUGCGUCUACAAGCUUGCCAGCUAGCACAUCUUAGGCGAGCAUUUCUGGCAUCUGCACCUGAGGACUGCAAACAAGUACUUGGAAGGAAUGAACCAAGGAAGAAAAGAGGGAAGGAAAAGAACCUGAAACAGCAGCGCGGCUCCCUAGACCUAGAUUCUUCUUGGGAGAAGCGACUGUCCAGUGUGGUUACCCCUCUCUGUGGGCUCCCAUAUGAAGAACAACUGAAGGUGAAAUAUGAGAAGCUGAAAUCCAUUUUGCAGACCGUAACGGCUCGUCUUAAGGAGCUUGGUGCAGAUCACCUGGAGACCACUCAGAUGCCAGAUGGGAUCUGCUGCCCACUGAAGCCUUUAAUUCCCUCCCCUAUUGUCAAUGGCUACAGAAAUAAGUCCACAUUCUCAGUCAAUCACGGCCCUGACGGGAAUCCCAAAACUGUGGGGCUGUAUGUAGGAACCGGCAAAGGUAGGAAUAUUGUCUGUGUACGGGCCAAUCACUUGUUGAACAUUCCUCAAGGCCACUUCCAGGUAGCCCAGUGCUAUGAGGAAUUACUCCAUCAGUCCCCUUUGGAUCCCUGUCUUCUCUUUCAUACGGGUGGACACUGGCGUGAGCUCAUUGUACGAACUAAUCGGAAAGGAGACACGAUGGCUGUUGUUACCUUCCAUCCCCAACAUUUAAAUCCUGAGGAACUUAGUCUUCAGAAAGAAUUGGUCAAGGACUUUUUUGCCCAUGGACCUGGAACAGUCUGUGGUCUGUCUUCCCUUUAUUUCCAGGAAAGCGUCAUGACUCGCUGCUCCCAUAAGCAGUCCCCCUACCAGCUCCUGUCUGGAGAGCCACACAUUUUUGAAGAGCUGCUGGGUCUGAAGUUUCGCAUCUCCCCGGAUUCCUUCUUCCAAAUCAAUACAGCUGGGGCAGAGGUUCUGUACCAGGCCAUUGGGGAAAUGAGCAGAGCUGACAAGAGCACCGUUCUGCUGGAUGUCUGCUGUGGGACUGGGGCAAUCGGUCUCUCUCUAGCUGACCGAGUCUCCAGAGUCAUUGGCAUCGAGGUGGCAGACCAGGCUGUAGAAGAUGCCAGGUGGAAUGCGGCGUUUAAUGGUAUCUCCAACUGUGAAUUUCAUAGUGGGAAGGCAGAGGUUGUGUUACCCCAGUUACUGAUGUCCUGGCCAGAGACCCAACCUCUUACUGCUGUGGUGAACCCAUCUCGAGCUGGACUCCAUUACCGUGUGGUGCGAGCCAUUCGAAACUGUGAGGCCAUCCGAAGACUGGUAUAUGUUUCUUGCAAGCCUGAAGGCGAAGCCGUGAGAAACUUCCUUGAGUUUUGCUGCCCGCCAGAUUCUGGGAAGAAGCUUACGGGGGACGCCUUUGCCCUUCUCUUGGCUGUUCCAGUAGAUCUCUUUCCUCAUACGCCCCAUUGUGAAUUGGUCCUGCUUUUGGCCCGUUGAUUGCCCUUCUGGAAUUCAUCUAUUCCCCCCCCCCCAAUGGAACAACUGGAGAGAAAAAGCUGCGUCCCCUGAUGAAAUUGCCAUCACAACUAUGAAAUCUCAAUAAUUAUUUGGGGGGGGGGGUUGUACAAAAUGUGGAUGAAAAAUAAAAUAAGUGAUCUGUGCUAUUA